AAAAUGAAGAGCCCUCUGAGUCUGUCCACAGUCCUGUUUGUCCUGUCAUUCGCCUGUGUGGUUUUGGCCAGCAGCAGUAGCAGUAGUUCCACACCCAAGAUCUGUGUCCUGCGGAACUGCAACUGGAACUCCACCACGAAUGCCUGUGGCCGCUUUGGUCGCUCCAAUCUCUGCAAUCGCUUCAGGAACAGCUGCACCCUGCGAUAUGAAUCCUGCGUGGGAUCCACCACAUACACGGCGGUCAGUCUGUCCCAGUGCUCCGGAAUCAGCGUGGGUUCCCGUGGAACCUGCGGAGGAUCGUCCUCUUCCUCCUCGUCCUCGAAUGUUGUGCCCAUUAUCAUACGUAGGGGAUGA
This is a messenger RNA of Drosophila mauritiana, 354 nucleotides long. RefSeq lists its product as uncharacterized. The transcript has a single exon. Lineage: Eukaryota; Metazoa; Arthropoda; Insecta; Diptera; Drosophilidae. The coding region runs from base 4 to 354 and encodes 116 amino acids. The record is from RefSeq and is a predicted model, not a curated record.